GACUAGCUACAAACCAAGCACAAGGAAUGCACAAAUACGGAKGAUUUGUCAGGAUAUAAAGCACAUUAAUUUCACAUAACUACUCUUAAGGACUUCAACUUUUAAAUCGUUAAUUGCAUUUGAGGUCUGAUUUAAAAUCAACCGCUCAACUGUAUUCCCAUGACGAACGGACUUCGUUGUUUGCCUCCGAUCGAACGGAUUUCACAAGUUAAUCACAGUGGUUUCUAACUAAUUCCAGUGUUUKAUUCACUUCUGGGACGCUCAUAAUGGCCGACGAUUUAAAAUACGUGGUAACYGAGGAAGAAAGAGCAAGACAUGACGCGUUGUUCUACAGCCAGACUCCUAAAAACGGACUUGUGUCAGGAGAACAAGCAAGAUCGCUUUUUAUACGUUCAAGACUUCCUUUAUCAGAGCUAAGCAAAAUAUGGAAACUUGCUGAUUUAACACGAGACAACAUGUUGGACGUUUCCGAGUUUGCAACAGCCAUGCAUUUGAUUCAAUUACGUCUAAGAGGUUUUGACAUUCCUGAAAAGCUUCCACCGUCACUUACACCAACUAAAGUUGCUGUUACCAAUAUCCCCAAAAUAACAGCAAAGGAAAUUGAAAUUUAUCAAAAGAUGUUUGAAUGGAAGGAUAAAAGCAAAACAGGAUAUCUUGAUACUGAAACUGUUUGUAACAUCAUGUUGGCUUCAGGAUUGGAAUCACAUGUGCUAGCAAAAAUAUGGGAUUUGUCAGACAUGGACCGAGAUGCCAAGCUGUCUAAYGCUGAGUUUGCUAUUGCUCUUCAUCUUUUAAGAUUUUGUAAAAAAGGUAAUAAUCUCGAAGGAAGCAUAGAUGCAAAAUCAGCUCUUCCACAUGAGCUUCUAAAAGAUGAUGGAGAAGCGAAGAAAAAAAGACACACUGAAGUUCAAACCGAACGAAGACAACUUUGGACAUUGAAGCAAAAGCUUUGCUCCGAGAUGGCUGGCCUAGAUGAMAAAACUGUAGACGAAAAUAUACGUCCAGAACUAAUCAAAGUUGAGGAAAGGCUCGCGAUAUUAGAGAAAGAGGAAACAGAACUUAGAAGAAGUUUGUUGAACUUGAAAGACAAAUCAAAGAAAGAGAGUUUCAAGCCGUUUGACCGAAGUUUCUUGCUAAAAAAGCGUGUCAGUGGCUCUGAUUUGUUCAAAGGGGACAGACAAUCGUACCUUGGCAAAGAAAGCGCUGUAUUUGAGAAGCUUUGGACUGCAGAUGAGUUAGUAGAUGACGGUGAAUUCUCCAAAACGGAAGAAAAUAGCGAUUUCACGACAACUUCUAACGGUCUCGAUAACGAGUUUUCUCAAGCCCAGCCAACGGAAAUAAUUUUCACUGAAGUGAAACGCGAUAGAAAGGGCGACRGUGAACUUGUGAAUGGUUUGGACUCUGUCGAUGAUAGCAUCCACAGUGGCUACAGACUUGACCCCAGCACACUGAGAGUUAAAUCCAGAGAACGCGAGAGCGAUUCAUCAAAAUCUACUCAGGAAAGUGAAGAUAUUGAAAGAAAAGAAAGUAAAAAAGUAGAACGAAACGAGUCGUUUUCUUGGGCAGCCGUUCAGCCAAGACCCGUCAUUCAGCAAACAGUUACAGAAGAAGUUCUAACGAUGCCGGAAAAAAAGGGAGAAGUUGUCGAUGAGGUUGUAUCAGCUGAACAGAAAAAUCGUAAUGCCGAUCUAGACGAGCAGCUAAAGCUCCUGGAAAAGGACUCGAGUAACCUCGUUGAUAUUAAUCAAAACUCUGGUCAUUUAACUGAACAGGAAGUAACUGUUCAAUCAGUCGAAAGAGUGGAAUCAGCUCAUCCAGAUCUUGACAACAUGUUCAAUCAGUUGUCAAAUGAUCACAGUUCGCCUAAUGGGACUGGAAAGGUUUAUAAUAAAAAGUUGCCUGUUGGUCGAGUUCUUUCAAAUGAGGAGGAAAAGGAACUCAUUGAAUCUGGUGCUUUAAAACGCGCCGAGCGAGAAUCUCAUCCGAGAAGAGAACCAACACAAGAAGAUUUACUCCCGAUGUAUAUUGAAGAAAAGCGAAUGAUUGACGAAGAAAGAAGGAAGAAGAGAGAACUUGAAGAGGAGAAGAUUCGACAAGCGAGAGAAGAGCUAAAGAGACAAGACGAGGAAAGCAGACAACAAUUGUUAAUGCGAAAAGCCGCCAUUCAAGAAGCAAAAGGGAAACUCGAGAAGCAAAUUUCUCAGACAGAGCACAUUGUUCCCACAACAGACGCAGAGCGCUCAAUUAAGAAAGAACUUGCGGAGCAAAGGAUUAGGGAUGAAGAGGCGCGCAUUAGAAUUGAGCAACUUAGUAAAGGGUCAAAAGACCCCAAACCGGAAGAUAAAGGAAUCGUUAAAGCUCAGCCUAAGGAAAUUGUCAUAGAAUCUGGUCCACCGGAAAGUAGGCACCAAUUUAAUGUACCGGUUUUGCGCAGGCAAAAGAAUGAGGACAGCACAAAAACGCGAAAUAAUCGGAAAAGUUGGGUCGAGCUCGAAAUCGAACAACAAAAGUUAAAAGAUGAAGAAAUGAGACGAGAAAGGGAGGAAAGACAAAGAGAUUUUGAUCGUCUUGCUCAAAACAAUAAACAACUUCACUCUGUUAAACGUGAUAUCGAGAUUGCCGAGGAACCUGUUGUUAAAAGUUCUUUUAAAGGAUCUGUAGAGUCACAACCUGUUAAGCAAACGUCACAAAUGUUUUCCAAACCCCCAGCAAGAAAUUCUGGRUCGGUACCUUCCUCGCGAGGGGCUACGAAAUUCAACAGCACAAUCCCGGAACACGUCCCAUCAGCACAGCAAAACGUACACUUUAAGGAUAGCACGCGUUCCAAACCUACAUUUAACAACUCAAUGGAUGUUGUAGACAGCUCGAUGACAGCAAAUGAGUCUGAUUUAGAAAGGAAAAUCCAGGCCGAAGAAGAGAGGCUAAGACUGGAACAAAUCGAGAAGGUUCGUCAGGAGAGUCUCAGGAGGGAGGCCGAAGAACUUGUCCGAAAAAGAGACAUCCGAGAAGAAGAAAUGCGYAAGAGAAAGGAACUACAUCUGAGAGAAGCUGAGAAAAUAAAGAAGGAAGACCAAGAACGAMGGGAAGAAGAACUGAGGAACGCAGARCAAAGGCGCCUUAAGUUCGAGGUUGARAAGAUUAGAUUGGAAGAGCGGGUCAUUCGCACCAUGAAAGAAUCGCAAGCGUUGGAAACUACAAGCCGUGUGAGAACUCCCAGCUCUAGCAGUGAGACCAGUACCGAGAAAGUGUCAUCAGCAGCACCACCACCACCACCUGCAGAAGAAGAUGAAGUGCGCGAAAGAAGGACAAGUGUCCGUGAUGCUAAGGCGUUGUUCGAAAGACCCCAGGAACAACCUAAAGUGGUGAUGCGUCAGAAACGCCAAUCACUCAAUCUUGAUGAUACAGCAACUGUUGUCAAGCCAAACAGGAAUCCCAACAGAGCGUCUUUCUAUUCAGACGCUAUUGUGUCCAAAGAGUCCAAAGCAAAAUCAAUAGAGAUAAUUCGGUUAGAAGACCAAGAGCCWAAGUAUGCUAAAGAAAAAGCGUCUUCUGAAGAAAAAACKUCRUCACGUUUAGUCUUAGGUGACAUUUCUUCCAAACGACAGCAAUAUGAAACGCGUCAACGAUCAGUCGAAGGCAAUCAGCCUGCUUCUAUUUCAAAUAGCAAAAUCCAACAAGAAAUGGCUGAGCUAGCAAGAAAGGAAGAAGAAAUUCGAUUAAGAAGAGAGCAACUCAUGAAAGCGUCCUCGAUCGAGCAGGACAAUCUGGAUGGCAUCAAAAAGAAUCCUCUCCCAAGUAAAAUWCAGAUUAAACAAGCCGCACCAAGGCCACCUGUUUCAAAGCAAGAACCUCAACCAAAGUCAGCACCCAGCAAAAACCCACCCGUAAAGAAAAGUUUUAUUGAGAUGGAAAAGGAGAAAGAACGACAACGGGAAGAAGCGCUGCAAAGAGAAAGACAGGCUAUAAUGAAAGAAAGAGAGAUGAUGACACAGCAGAAAGAAUCCGACCAGCCAAAGGAGGCAGCCAAAAGGAAACCUGUGUCUGGUGGAUGGCAAUAUAAAUAAUUUUACAAUGCAAUCAUAUUUUUCCAGAAAUCCAUUUUUCUAAUGAAACCGAAUAGAACUACCAAAUCAAGGAAAUCUAUCACUUUUAAGUUGCCCUAUUUCAUCAUGACGUCACAUAAAAACAUUUUAUUGUUUUGACGCUAAGGAUUAUGUUCUCCAGAUGGGAUCAAUGACUGCAUAUCCAAUAAAAUGCACAUGAGCAAUCUUUGAUACAUGAAGUAUAUCAAAUCAUGGUACAUUGAAGUUCUACUUUAGGAAACAAUAUAAAUUGGCCCAAAUUUCCAAUAUUUUUAGCAACGUUUUAGGAUGUAAGCAUACUGUGACGUCAUAAUGAAAUAGGGCACUUACAAAUCAUAUGAGAACGUGGUGAGCCGAAUGCUACAAAUACAAAUGCUGCGCACACACGUAGCUGGAAUUGUUUGGACGACAAUGAGUUUAAAACUCUGUUAUCACAUCCAUUGGAAUUGAUUUCUGAACCUUUUACGUCACUACUUGAUUUUCAAUGCAUUGUGGGAUCGGUUUCAAGAGAAAACAAAAGAAAUCCGCAAUGUUUUGUCCCWAACAUAUCCUACAAUGCAUUACGUAUACGGUACAUGACGUAAAAGAUUMAGAGGUCUAUUGAAUUAUARGAAUUGUUAUAUUCAUACGUACCCCAUGAUCCAAUUCGAACUUAGCUUAUAAAGCCAAUUUUAAAAGAUUGUUCACCUGAAAGAGGCAUUUCCUAUAUAUAUAUUUCAAGUGGAUAACCCCUUCAAAAUCGGCUUUAUGAUGACAUUUUGUAUGUGACAAAUCUUCAAAUUGGUCACGGUAUGUACAUAGACGUUUAAUAAAUAUUCAGUGUAUAACUAAAAUUACAAAAAAAAAUUUCUAGCCAAUGGUAGAGUCCGGGCUUAACUAGGAAGCUACUACUAAGUUCUAUAGUGGUAUCGUUGGGUGAAUUUGAUUUUGACGUCGGCGUCGCUCUUAACRUGCAGUUGUCUCAUAACAAAAGCAUACGAUUGUAGCACGAUUUAUGUAUCUGACACUUAUGAUAUUCAAUUCAUAUUGAAGUUUAAUGGUAGAUUCACAAUAUAAAUGACGUAUAAUGCACAGUGCAAUUUGAAGAUCAAAUUCUAUAGGAAAGUUUACAGAAUUAACACUAUUAMUACCAAUUAAUAUUAUUAGUAAUAUCCAUUAUGGAAAUAUUUUCAAUAUUAGCUGUGAAUAGCAAGUGCAUAUAUGGYCGAUCUUGAAAAGGUUGUCCACAUUUCCAGUGUUCCAAUUGCCACAUGACUUAUGAUAACAUUGGCUGUUCAAUAGUGUAGAAUGUCAGGUUUUUGUCGAGAGAUGAAAUAAACAGAGAAAAACUGAAUAUAUAUCAAGACACGUGACAAUUUGAACAUUGGAAAUGUCUUUUUUUAGGUGGACAACCUUUUCAAGAUCCGCUGUGGAAAAAUCUAGAUGAAGUACCUUUUAUAAGAAUUUUGUAUGUUGCAUUUUGCAUGCAUAAUUUGUAUGACAUGUUUUCAGGGUAUGACAUGCAUGCUGGGAUUGUUUACUUAGAUUUAUCUUUGUGAUGCAUUAUUGCUAGGUAUAAAAUUAAUAAAAAUACUUUAACAGUAAA
Molecule: messenger RNA, 5667 nt
Organism: Exaiptasia diaphana
Lineage: Eukaryota; Metazoa; Cnidaria; Anthozoa; Actiniaria; Aiptasiidae
Product: trichohyalin
Exons: 17
Coding region: 267-4064 (1265 amino acids)
Biological process (GO): clathrin-dependent synaptic vesicle endocytosis; endosomal transport
Cellular component (GO): cytoplasm; plasma membrane; presynaptic membrane
Molecular function (GO): protein binding; molecular adaptor activity; calcium ion binding
Source: RefSeq, a predicted model, not a curated record